Molecule: messenger RNA, 876 nt
Organism: Zygosaccharomyces rouxii
Lineage: Eukaryota; Fungi; Ascomycota; Saccharomycetes; Saccharomycetales; Saccharomycetaceae
Gene: DPP1
Product: bifunctional diacylglycerol diphosphate phosphatase/phosphatidate phosphatase
Exons: 1
Coding region: 1-876 (291 amino acids)
Biological process (GO): phospholipid metabolic process
Molecular function (GO): phosphatidate phosphatase activity
Source: RefSeq, a predicted model, not a curated record
AUGGCAAUAAGCAGACUGUCAUUUGGUAGCACUAGCCUUACGGCUACGAGCCAUUGGGUGAAAUGGAGAAUUUCUGAUUUCAUUGUCUUAAUCGUGAGUAUAGUAAUUAAUGUCCCUGUUUAUUAUCAACAUCCCUUCCAAAGGCAGUUUUACAUUGACGAUUUGACUAUAUCCCAUCCGUAUACUAAACAUGAACGUGUGAGUAACGGAAUGUUGCUCAUAUACAGCCUAGUGGUUCCUACGGUGAGUAUUAUAACGGUUUGGGCGCUUUUGGCCGACAAAAGACAUAGGUGGCAUCUACUCUAUAUCUCACUGCUAGGUCUGUAUCUUUCCUGGUCAUUAAAUGUAUUAUUUACCAAUUAUAUCAAGAAUUGGAUUGGCAGAUUGAGGCCAGAUUUCUUAGCUCGCUGUGAACCUAGGGAAGGUCUUCCUAAAGAUACAUUAUUGAAUGCUGCAGAUGUCUGUACUACUCAGAAUGUGGAGCGCUUAUUAGAAGGGUUUAGAACUACACCUUCAGGACACUCGAGUGAAAGUUUCUCUGGUUUAGGAUAUCUUUACCUAUGGCUAUGUGGACAAUUGAUCACUGAUCACCCACAAACUGGAUUAUGGCGGAAAAUUGUAGCGUUUUUACCCUUACUAGGAGCUAUGUUAAUUGCGUUGUCGAGAACACAGGACUAUAGACAUCACUUCCUUGACGUUAUCCUCGGUUCUGCUAUAGGGUGCUCCUUCGCUCACUACAUCUAUAGAAGGUACUUCCCGGCUGUAGAUAAUCCCCUACCUUUCAAACCAUUGUUAGAUGAUUCCGAUGUUAACGAGUUAGAUUCUACGACUCAUCAACCUUUACAGGGGUCAGAGAUGGCACCCUUGUCCUCUUGA